Molecule: messenger RNA, 1374 nt
Organism: Heterobasidion irregulare TC 32-1
Lineage: Eukaryota; Fungi; Basidiomycota; Agaricomycetes; Russulales; Bondarzewiaceae
Exons: 4
Coding region: 1-1374 (457 amino acids)
Biological process (GO): transmembrane transport
Molecular function (GO): transmembrane transporter activity
Source: RefSeq, a predicted model, not a curated record
AUGGCCUUCGGUGCACCCUCACACAGAAUCCAUUCUCAAUUGGUUGCUGCAUGCCGCGUCCUCGCAGUCGACGAUUCAGAUUUCAUCCUCAUCUAUGGGGUUACUCUUGUCUUCUUCACGGAUGUAGAUAAUGAUUCGUCCGAGGAUCAUAUCAUUAAGUGUACGGGACGACUCGAGCUCUGCAACUUGCAUGAGGUCCACACUAUCUAUCGCCAUAUCAUCCACGAGGAAGAAAGUACCAAUCAGGCUAACGAACGAUUGACAAACCUUUUAGAGGCCCCACCAAUCUACAGCGUGUGGCAGCGAUGCAUCCUGGCAUUUGGUCUCUCAGGGUUUAUCUGUCCACUCGCAUUCGGUGGCUCAUUCUUGGACACAUGGAUCGCUGGAGCCGCUGGAGCGAUUUUGUGCAUCCUACAGCUUACCGUCUUUCCAAAAGGAGUACUCAUGGGCAACAUCCUCGAAGUUGCUAUCACCUUUUGGAUCUCUUUCGUAGCCCGUGCUUUGAGUGGCAUCAAGGGUGAUUUAUUCUGCUACUCUGCAAUUGCGUCUUCCGCUAUCGUGGGCGUAUUGCCCGGCUAUCUUAUAUUGAACAGCUCCCUUGAUUUGGCUUAUAAAAACAUGAUGUGCGGUUCAAUCAGGCUAGUCUAUGCUCUUGUAUACACGCUCUUUCUAGGCUUUGGGCUUCGCAUAGGAUCCGAUUUCUAUCUCCUUCUUGACCCUUCCGAGCGACGCCAUUUGUCCAUGCUGGCCGGCGAGAUCGAUGGCAAAUUGGUGGUCAAUGGUACAUUCUUCUCAGACAACUCUACCCGUUUCGACAAUACGUCUCCGCUAUUUGGCACCUGGACCUUUUUCAAUAGCACGUCAUCGAACCGAGAUCACAUUUUCAAAGGCUGUGAACGCCCACCUGGGUCUGUGUGGUACCUUCAAGUGUUUCCAUGGUGGACGCAACUUUUUAUGGUUCCAAUUUUUGCUAUAUGCAGCUCUAUGGCGAACUUGCAGCCGUGGAAGAGCAAAGAAAUGGUCGUCAUGGUCGUUAUCGCUUGCGUCGCUUGGACUGCAAAUGAGGUUGUGGGUAGGUAUAUCAAGGCACGAUCCGACUACGUCUCGUUCGUCGCAGCGAUGGUAGUUGGACUGAUAGGUAACAUCUAUUCCCGGAGGAUGGGAGGUACGGCAUUCACAUCUAUGGUCACUGGCGUAUUGUUUCUAGUACCCUCAGGUCUAUCGCAGAACGGAGGCAUCACGGGUGGAAGCAGCGUUGCGGUAGGAGGCGGAAUGCUAUCAAUUGCGAUUGGAACUACCGUGGGGCUGAUGAUGAGCCAAGCCGUUGUAUACGCCUUCGGCCGGAAGAAAAGCGGGGGCAUGUUCACGUUUUAG